This is a messenger RNA of Durio zibethinus, 708 nucleotides long. RefSeq names its product histone H3.2. Lineage: Eukaryota; Viridiplantae; Streptophyta; Magnoliopsida; Malvales; Malvaceae. Gene Ontology annotation, molecular function: protein heterodimerization activity; structural constituent of chromatin; DNA binding. Gene Ontology annotation, cellular component: nucleosome. The record is from RefSeq and is a predicted model, not a curated record.
CUCUCUUUCUCUCCCUCUCUCAAAUUUGUCAAUAUAUACUCCCAAAUUCACUUCCCCUUCUGGCCGCUCAUUAAUCAAAUCAUCUACAAACACAGUCAUUCUUCCAUCAUUUUCUAAAUCUUCCUAAGCGGAUAAUCAAUGGCUCGUACUAAGCAAACAGCCAGGAAAUCAACGGGAGGCAAGGCGCCACGUAAGCAGCUGGCGACGAAAGCCGCUAGGAAAUCGGCCCCAGCCACAGGAGGAGUGAAGAAGCCUCACCGUUUCAGGCCUGGAACGGUGGCGUUGAGAGAAAUCAGGAAAUACCAGAAGAGCACGGAGUUGUUGAUCCGGAAGCUUCCAUUCCAAAGGCUGGUGAGGGAAAUCGCUCAGGAUUUCAAGACCGAUCUAAGGUUCCAGAGCAGCGCUGUGGCCGCUCUCCAAGAGGCUGCUGAAGCCUAUCUGGUAGGGCUCUUUGAGGACACCAAUCUCUGCGCUAUUCACGCCAAAAGGGUUACCAUUAUGCCUAAGGAUAUUCAGCUGGCUAGGAGGAUCAGGGGAGAGAGAGCUUAAUAAUGUACUACUCUUUUUAGUCUUCUGUGAAAGAUCUAUGUUUCUAGAAUCUCUUUGCUAAUGUUUCUUUUAUAUGUUUAUCUCUUCUUUUAGGGCUUUUUUUCUUGAAUGAUGUAAGUUUGGGAAAUCUAAUUAGAGUACUUGGGAUACAUUUUCUUA